AUGCCAAAGUUAGUUUUAGUAAGACACGGUCAAUCCGAAUGGAACGAAAAGAACUUAUUCACCGGUUGGGUUGAUGUCAGAUUAUCUGCCAUCGGUGAAAAAGAAGCUGCCAGAGCUGGUGAAUUAUUAAAGGAAAAGAACGUUAUGCCAGAUGUUUUAUACACUUCCAAAUUAUCCAGAGCUAUCCAAACCGCUAACAUUGCUUUAUCUAAGGCUGACAGAUUAUGGAUCCCAGUCAACAGAUCUUGGAGAUUAAACGAAAGACACUACGGUGCUUUACAAGGUAAGGACAAGGCUGCUACCUUAGAACAAUACGGUGAAGAAAAAUUCACCACCUGGAGAAGAUCUUACGAUGUUCCACCACCACCAAUUGAAGAUGACUCUGAAUUCUCUCAAAAGAACGAUGUCAGAUACAAGGACGUUGAUCCAAACGUUUUACCAGCUACUGAAUCUUUAGCUUUAGUCAUUGACAGAUUAUUACCAUACUGGCAAGAUGUUAUCUCUAAGGACUUAUUAGAAGGUAAGACUGUUAUGAUCGCUGCCCACGGUAACUCCUUAAGAGGUUUAGUCAAGCACUUAGAAGGUAUCUCUGAUGCUGACAUUGCCAAGUUAAACAUCCCAACUGGUAUUCCAUUAGUUUUCGAAUUAGACGAAAACUUAAAGCCAUCUAAGCCAUCUUACUACUUAGACCCAGAAGCUGCUGCUGCUGGUGCCGCUGCUGUCGCUGCUCAAGGUAAGAAGAAAUAA
Messenger RNA from Kazachstania africana CBS 2517, 747 nucleotides. RefSeq names its product phosphoglycerate mutase GPM1 (gene GPM1). Bases 1 to 747 code for a protein of 248 amino acids. Gene Ontology annotation, molecular function: intramolecular phosphotransferase activity. Gene Ontology annotation, biological process: glycolytic process. The transcript has a single exon. NCBI's taxonomy places the organism in Eukaryota, Fungi, Ascomycota, Saccharomycetes, Saccharomycetales, Saccharomycetaceae. The record is from RefSeq and is a predicted model, not a curated record.